Molecule: messenger RNA, 840 nt
Organism: Vicia faba (fava bean)
Lineage: Eukaryota; Viridiplantae; Streptophyta; Magnoliopsida; Fabales; Fabaceae
Source: the annotation of a GenBank genome assembly
AUGGGACUCGAACCCAAUUCCAUCCAGGGCCCCUCUCACGGAACACCUAAAGAAUUUCCGUUGGGCGAGAGCCCUUCUACUCGGCACCGUCGGAUCACCGGACAAUUGCGUAGUGUUAACUCAGGUGUUGUCUACCCGGGUCGGAGCGGGAAUUAUCACUUUGUUUCCACGGGUCCAGUCCUUUCGGGUCCAAGUAUCUCUCAAUUUAUGCCUUUGGUUAGCGGGAAGGGCUCACCUGCCUUGAUCAUGCUUGGCCGACCUCUACUGAUGUAUCUGUCAUUAAUGGAAGCACGAGGGAACGGGUUUCAUCGGCAGGCUUUUUUGGCUGUAAAAGCAGCUCCCCCUGAAAGCCGUAUGGAUCCCUUCGCUCGAUCGGCAGGCUCUCCUCCCUACAGAGUUGCUUCUGUUCGAAGAGAAGAGCGAUGCUGGCGGCGGGGCACUCGAAUAUGCCCUUUUUAUACCAGCACCAAGUGUCCGCCCCCUGGUUCCGAUCACGUUCACAACCAAAGACUCCCUUCUAUGGUCUCAGGAGCUAGUUUGCCAAACUAUCAAACAUGGCAACAACGUUUGCACGCUGUGCUAGUGGUUUUACUUUCAUCGCUACUUGGAACCGAUAAACCGCACAGAGACGUUCUCGAACACUCUCUCUACGUCAUUUUCAAGCGGACCGUCGGGGAGGAAAGGCUGACUACUACAAGGGCUUGUGCCAACCAACAAGAAGGGGGACGGAGCAAAGACAUCUCUUGGCCAGAACCGGACAUUGCCCUUUACCAUCCCACCACUAGGAGACUGGGACUCGAGGCGUGGUUCAGUAUUCCCUUCCGCUCUUUAAGUCAAUAA